AUGGAAGCAGCCGCUGCGCUCGUCAGUUUUGUCGGCCUAGCAGGUCCUGUUGCGCAAGGUCUGAAGUUCCUAUAUGACUUCACCACCAAUAUGAAGGACUGCCCGAAAGAUAUUCGCGAGAUGAAGACCGAUCUUGAAUUAGUAGAAGAUUUGAUCACGCAAGUAAUUCGACAGUGCAACGAGCGUGAUGUGCGACUUCGGGAAAGCGCGGAAUUGGCACGCGCAAUUGGUCACGCCCAGGAAAGCGUCGAAGAUCUUAAGAAGGAGCUGGCUGCAUAUCUUGUGAAUGGAAAACGUAGGCGAUUCAGGUUUGCAGCCAAGAUCAGUCAAACGCAAAAACUCAGGGGAAGCCUGGAUAGGACUAAGACCAUCAUGUUUGAGUUUAAGAAUCAGCUGCAAAGCGACCUGCUAUAUGACAUUCUUGACAUAAAUCAAGAGGUUCUCAGAUCAGUAGAGAGGACAAGCAGAAAUCUGGAAACAAAAGACGGGAAACUUCACAAGGUCACGCAAAUAUCCGAGAUCCAAGCAGAAACCACGAAUAUUUCCAGGGGUAGAGUUGAGGCUUCGGUUCAGCUAGCAAGCGACAUCUCAUCUGAAGGUCAAACGGACAUUGAAAUUGUUGCAAAGAAGCUUGAGCACAUCACGGAAUUGUUGACGGAAACAAAGAUCUCAUCUUCACCGACUUCAUUACCAUCAACGCCUGCAUUGACACGAGAAGUCAGUAACACCUCCAUGAUGACCUUGGUCCAGGAAACGACUACCAGCAGCAUUUCAAGCUCGCAAAACAUUUCGCGGUCAUUAUCUCAGAAUACUCAGCAACUAAACAUCGCUUCAAAACACCCCCUUCUACAGUUCAAGGAUAACCAGUUCCAAUUCUUGAUCGCGCUCAUCUUCACCCAGCGCACCAGCAGUCAGCAUCUUGCUUAUAUAGACACCCCAGAUAAGACACUGUUGGAGUACAUGGAGCAUUUGAAAAUAGAAGCAUGGGCCAAAUGCCUUUAG
Molecule: messenger RNA, 1002 nt
Organism: Parastagonospora nodorum SN15
Lineage: Eukaryota; Fungi; Ascomycota; Dothideomycetes; Pleosporales; Phaeosphaeriaceae
Exons: 4
Coding region: 1-1002 (333 amino acids)
Source: RefSeq, a predicted model, not a curated record